CGUUUGCCCCGGAAGUGGCUCUCCUGACAGCUGCUGGGGAGGCGGCGGCGGCGGCAGGCCCGGAGCAAGAUGGCGCUGCGGCCGGGAACGGGAGCCGGAGGCGGCGGGGCCGCGGGAGCUGGCGCGGGGGCCGCAGGAGGAGGCAGCUUUAUGUUUCCGGUUGCAGGUGGAAUAAGACCCCCUCAAGCAGGUUUGAUGCCAAUGCAGCAACAAGGAUUUCCUAUGGUCUCUGUCAUGCAGCCGAAUAUGCAAGGCAUGAUGGGCAUGAACUACAGCUCUCAGAUGUCCCAGGGACCUAUUGCCAUGCAGGCAGGGAUACCGAUGGGAGCAAUACCAGCAGGAGGAAUGCCUUACCUGGGACAAGCACCGUUCCUGGGAGUGCGUCCUCCAGGCCCACAGUACACUCCAGACAUGCAGAAGCAAUUUGCCGAAGAGCAGCAAAAACGAUUUGAACAGCAGCAAAAACUCUUAGAAGAAGAAAGAAAAAGACGCCAGUUUGAAGAACAGAAGCAAAAGCUGAGACUUCUGAGCAGUGUGAAACCCAAGACAGGAGAGAAGAGUAGAGACGAUGCUUUGGAAGCCAUAAAAGGAAACUUAGAUGGAUUUUCCAGAGAUGCUAAGAUGCACCCUACUCCAGCAUCACACCCUAAGAAACCAGAUUAUCCCACAUCUCAUUCUACUAAAACUGUCUUUCUUGAUGAAGAAGAAUUCAGUGACUUUAUGCAGGGGCCUGUUGAAGUUCCCACAUGUGGGCCUUCUUCCACUUUUCAGUCUUUCCAUCCCACCACCCCACUUGGCCAGUUGCAUACACAGAAGGCUGGACCACAGCCUCUCCCUCCAGGCCCUUCCUUGGAGGAGAAGCUCCUAGUAUCUUGUGAUAUAAGUGCAUCUGGGCAGGAACAAAUUAAAUUCAAUUCUUCUGAAGUUGGGCACAAAGCUCUGGGCCCAGGUUCCUGUAAGAACCAUCCCAGUUUAACGGCCAAUAACGGGGGUGCUGUAGAUGGACGUGUCAGUGGUACCACUACCACAGAGGCAGAAAAGACUUCAGACCAAAACCUGUCCAUUGAAGAGAGUGGUGUGGGAGUGUUUCCCUCACAGGAUCCUGUUCAGCCCAGAAUGCCUCCUUGGAUUUACAAUGAGAGUUUGGUUCCAGAUGCCUAUAAGAAAAUUUUAGAAACCACAGUGACUCCAACUGGAAUAGAUACUGCUAAACUUUAUCCCAUUCUGAUGUCAUCUGGACUUCCCAGGGAAACUCUUGGACAGAUAUGGGCCUUAGCUAAUCGAACCACACCUGGCAAGCUUACUAAAGAGGAACUUUAUACGGUUCUCGCCAUGAUAGCGGUAACACAGAGGGGUGUUCCUGCCAUAAGUCCCGAUGCUUUAAACCAGUUCCCAGCGGCUCCUGUUCCAACUUUAAGUGGCUUUCCUAUGACUUUGCCUCCUGCGGUGAGUCAGCCGACUGGGAUGCCUUCAGGCCCUGUGGGCUCCAUGCCCCUCAACCUUGGACAGCCUGUCAUGGGCAUUAAUCUUGUUGGACCAGUGGGAGGAGCCACAGCCCAGACUUCCACUGGCUUCAUGCCAACUUAUUCUGCAAAUCAGGUGGUAAAACCAGAAGAAGAUGACUUCCAAGACUUUCAAGAUGCUUCUAAGUCAGGAUCCCUUGAUGACUCAUUCAGUGAUUUCCAAGAGUUGCCUGCUUCUUCAAAAACAAGUAAUUCCCAGCAUGGAAGCAGUGCCCCUUCUUUGUUGAUGCCACUCCCUGGAACUAAAGCAUCUGCAUCAAUGGAUAAAUAUGCUGUGUUUAAAGGAAUUGCAACUGACAAGUCCUCUGAAAAUACUAUUCCAUUUGGAGAGCCUGGUGACAAAUAUAGUGCUUUCAGAGAACUCGAACAGACAGCAGAGAGUAAAUCUUUAGGAGAAAACUUCGCAGAAUUCAGAUCUGCAGGGACUGAUGAUGGUUUCACCGACUUUAAAACUGCCGAUAGUCUAUCACCACUAGAGCCACCAACAAAAGACAAAACUUUUCCAGCCGCCUUCCCCUCAGGAGCUAUACAACAGAAACCACAAGCACAAGUGAAAAGUCCUCUGAACUUAGCAGAUCUAGAUAUGUUUUCCUCAGUUACUUGCAGCAGUGAGAAACCAUUGUCCUUUGCAGCUGCAUUUAGUGCACCGAAACCUGUUUCCACACGACCCCAGCCGGCGGGGUCUGCCGCAGCUGCGUCAGCACUGGCUUCGGCUAAAACUUCGAGUCUGGCUGAUGAUUUUGGAGAAUUCAACCUUUUUGGGGAAUAUUCUAGUCCAGCAUCUGUCGGGGAGCAGGAUGACUUUGCAGAUUUUAUGGCUUUCACUAAUAGUUCUGUUUCAUCUGAGCAAAAGGCAGAUGACAAAUAUGAGGCCCUUAAAGAGGAAGCUAGUCCUGGCCCCCUGCCCAGCAGCACCAGCAGCACAGGGAAGAGUGGACAGAGCUCAGCUGCUAUGUCAACCAAAUACGAUGUCUUCAAACAACUCUCUUUGGAAGGGUCUGGACUAGGUUCUGAAGAACUGAAAGAUAACACUCCUUCAGCAAAGAGUGAUGAUGAUUUUGCUGACUUCCACUCGAGUAAGUUUUCUUCCAUGAACUCGGACAAAUCCCUGGGAGAGAAGGCAGUGGCUUUCAGACACACUAAGGAAGACUCUGCAUCAGUGAAGUCCUUGGAUCUCCCUUCCAUUGGUGGCAGCAGUGUUGGCAAGGAGGACUCUGAAGAUGCACUCUCUGUUCAGUUUGACAUGAAACUGGCUGAUGUGGGAGGAGAUCUUAAACAUGUCAUGUCUGAUAGCUCUUUGGAUUUACCAACAGUUAGUGGCCAGCAUCCUCCUGCUGCAGAUAUAGAGGACUUAAAAUAUGCUGCUUUUGGAACCUGCAGCAGCAGUUUUGCAGUGAGCACACUCACGAGCUAUGACUGGGCAGACAGGGAUGAUGCCUCUCAGGGCAGAACACUCCCCCCAUUUGUCCUCUCAGCAGGAAGCGGAGCACCUGCAGCUGCCUCAGUUCUUCAAAAGAAGGAGACCUCGUUUGGCAGUUCCGAAAACCUCACUGUGACAUCUCUCUCCAAAGUCACAACCUUUGCAAGUGAGGACGCUCUUCCAGAGACUCCCUUUCCAGCUUUUGCCAGUUUUACAGAUGUGAUUCCGCGGGCCAGCGAGCAAAAGGAAUAUGAAAGCGGGGACUAUAAGGAUUUCACAAGACAGGACCUGCCUGCAGCUGAACGGAGCCAGGAGACCACGCGCCCAAGCCCAGCCUCCAGCAGCGCGUCUCACGACACCCCCAAGGAAUGUGCAGAUGACUUUGGGGAGUUUCAAAGUGAAAAGCCCAAAAUCAGCAAGUUUGACUUUUUAGUGGCCAGUUCACAAGGCAAAGUGAAAUCCAGUGAAGAAAUGAUCAAAAGUGAGCUGGCAACCUUUGACCUUUCUGUCCAAGGGUCACACAAGAGGAGCCUGAGCCUUGGUGAUAAAGAAAUAAGCCGUACUUCCCCUUCCCCGGCUCUGGAGCAGCCCUUCAGAGACCGCUCCAACACGCUGAGCGAGAAGCCCGCGCUGCCUGUCAUCCGCGACAAGUACAAAGACCUGACGGGGGAGGUGGAGGAGAAUGAGAGAUACGCAUAUGAAUGGCAGAGAUGUCUGGGGAGUGCCCUCGAGGUCAUUAAGAAGGCAAAUGAUACCUUAAAUGGAAUCAGCAGUAGUUCUGUGUGCACAGAAGUAAUUCAGUCAGCCCGAGGCAUGGAGUAUUUAUUAGGUGUGGUCGAGGUGUACAGGGUAACCAAGCGUGUGGAGCUGGGGAUAAAAGCCACUGCAGUGUGCAGUGAGAAACUCCAGCAGUUGCUAAAGGACAUCGAUAAAGUAUGGAAUAACCUAAUUGGCUUCAUGUCACUUGCCACACUCACGAUUUCUAUACAGACCCUCAAAUACAAACCCAUCUCGUCUCCUCUGGUGCUGUUAGAGAAAAAAGUCUGUGAUCACAGAGCAUCUUCCUUUGCGGUGAACUCUUCAAAGGUUCCACAAAACACCAGGCGUGUUAACCAGGUUCAUUAUGUAUUAGUGCUUUUAGGGCAAAAGAUAAUUGGGGAGAAUCUGGGCCUGGAUUACUGCUUUGAGGGAGCUGCUGUCAGUGGGUGAGGUGAAGCCAGGUUCAUCCUUGUACAUCUUGCUCAGAAAGGCUUGCCUUCUAGACUCUGACCCUCUGGGCCUUUCUCUUCUUUUUUCUUCUUUUGUAAAAUAUAUAUACAGUAAAAUGGAACAAUCUUAAUUAUACCACUCAGUGGUUUUGACAGAUGCAUGCCCCAUGUAACCCAGGCCCCUAUCAAGAUACAGAAGAGGCCGUCAUCCCAGAAGCUUUCCUUAAGCUCCUUGCCCCAUCGCCCUACUUACAGAUAAUCUGUGUUCUGAUUUUUUCACACUAAGGAUUAGUUUUGCUCAGACCUUUUUAAAGAAGUCAUAGGAUUUGAUUCUGUGAUUUCAAAGAAAGCCUUCUGGGUUCGGUCACCCAUCUAACCUGGGGGUGUCGUCCUCUCACUCACAGGGGUUCUGAAUCCCUCCCUCCGCACGGCAAACUGGGUGGACAGGAAGAGUGGCCAGGCGUUCGUGCCCCCUCCUUCAGGCUCCUGUUAGGAACAUCCAUUUCUAGCACCACGUCUAGAUGCCAGAGUGAUUUUCCCUGACUUUUUAGACACCAGGUGAGGGUAGGUGCCUGCCACUCGACAGUACAAAUUGUACAGAACACCACUGAGUAUUUAUUUCUCCAGUUACCCAAGCUCUUCGCAUUAUAAUUGCUUUUUUCCACCAGGUUAGCUGUGACAGGGAAAUAAUCAUUCUCAACUCAGCUACUUUUCGUUAUUAUGCUGUGUUAUUUCCUCUUGAUAACUGGUAGGUCCUCAGUCUAUAAAACUUACUUGAACAGCCCACUGCACAAAAAAUACCAUUUUACAGAGGAAGUGUAAGGUGAGACUUGUCUGGGAGAAGCUUUACUUUAAAAAUAGGUGUAAAUGGACACAGACCAGCAUCUGUGUAGUUUUAAUUCAUUUGGAACGAAACUAUACAAACUCCAAGGGCUCUUUAUUAGAGGCUCAAAGCAGAGAAACCGUCACGAGGGAGGGAGGCAUGACUGAGGUUGUAUAGGCAGCUUUUAACUUUUUUCCCCAUUGCUUCAUCAUAGGUAGAAUUUAAAGUUACUUAAUGAGCUGAAUUGCCACAGUCAGGCUCUUUGAUUCCAGUUCCACUAAUAUAAUGGUUACUGUUGGCACCGAGAAUCUCCUAGGCUCUGUGCUGUGUGCUUUACCUUCCUCUCAUUUAAUCCUGGUGACAAUCCCACAGAAUCAGUAAUGUGAUCCCCAUUUGUACAAGUGCAGAAAUUGGGGCUCAGAGAAGUUGAAACUUGCCUGAAAGUGACAGAUCUGGGAUUUGAAUGCAGAUCAUUGUUUAAAAAUCCAUUCUUCCUAUUGUGUUAGUCCCAGCUUCCAAGGUGCUAAAAAAUGACUUGUGUCUUCCCAUGAAGACUCCCUGAAACUAUUCCCAUCAAAAGGAGGCUGCGUUACUUUUCUCCAGAGACGUUCCAGGAUGCAGCAGUGAUGCUUGAGCUAAAGAAAGCAGAGUACACGGCCGUAACCUCCAAAUCUUAAUAUUUCUUUAAGGGGAAGUUACACCAGCAAACUUUUACGUUUCUCUUUCCCUUUGAUGUUCCAUUUAUCCAUGGACUAAAACUCCCCCUUGUGGUAAAAAGCGUUAUCUCCUCUGGGCACAGACUGAAGGAACUGUUUUCUCUCAAGAGCUAAAAAUCACCUAUUUUAGUGAUUUAAGUGAAUUGUUAUCUUAAGGCUUUAUCUCAUGGUUGUGGGUUGAAGCUCCAUGGGUUGGUAACAAAGACUCAAUCCUGAAAAACAGAAUGAAUCCACUUUUGUCAUAUAAAAUCUACCAGAAGAGAGAGGAGUGUUUUUCUCUUGACCUCUAGUCAUUUGGAAAUCAUGCAGGCUCUGUGAUUUCACUGUUACCCUUAGUAUAAUCAUUCUUUCCUUCCUUUCAGUGUGAAAUAAGCAGUGAAUUUCAGGCUACUUACUUCCCACUGCUCUGGCGUAUCAGGAGAACAGUUUAUUUUUAAUAAUGAGAGCAUUUUAGUCAUCUCGUCAGUCUACACAGCACUUGAGCCAGGGUCUUCAUCACGUCUCUGCGUGGCUGUUUAGAGUUGACAGAAGGUGGGUGUGGUAGGUGGAUAUGGUCGACAGAAUAAUGCCCUCCCCCCAGAGAUGUCCACGUCCUGGUCCUGAGAGCCCCUGAACGCUUUACCUUAUAUGGUAAAAGGGACUUGGCAGAUGUGAUGAAGUUAAGGGUUUCCGGAUGGGAAACUUAUUCUGGAUUAUCUGAGUGGGCCCAGAGUCAUGGCAGGGAUCCUUAGAAGAGGAAGGCAGGAGAGGAAGAGGAGAAAGAGCAAUGUGACAGUCGAAGCAGAGAGGCAAAGGUUGGCCGAUGCUCCACUCUUGGCUUUGAAGAUGGAACCAUGAUCCGAGAAGUGUGCUGGCAGUCUCCAGAAACUGGAAAAGGCAAAGCAGCAGACUCUCCCCUAGAAUUUCCAUAAGGAACGCAGUGUUGCCAACCCACUUUAGACUUGUGACGUCCUGAACUAUAAGAGAAUAAAUUUAUCUUGUUUUAAGCCACUAAAUUUGUGCUAAUUUGUUACAGCAGCAAUAGGAAAAAUUACAAAAAAAAAAA
Molecule: messenger RNA, 6735 nt
Organism: Vicugna pacos (alpaca)
Lineage: Eukaryota; Metazoa; Chordata; Mammalia; Artiodactyla; Camelidae
Source: RefSeq, a predicted model, not a curated record